CCUCCAGUCAGCUGCAGACUGUGAUGUGACCGGUUGGUUCGGAUUACUUCCAUCUUUCUCUGUAGUCGGUGAAGAUCAGUCCGAGAUGACAGCGGUUGUUCUGCAGGCAGCAGCAGGAGGAGGAGGAGGAGGAGGUGGGGGCCUGAAGUCUCCUUGCAUGCUGUUUCUGUGUGUCGUCCCGCUGCUGUGGCUGCAGCUGGCAGACGCCAGCGCCGCUCCGGAUGCCAAAGCCUGGAGGCAAACGGGGCCACGGCUGCAGCUCUCCCACUCAGAUCUGAGGAACAAAUUGGCUGUGUUCUGGGGGGGCGGAGUCAGCGGCGGAUACCAGGCCCUGUUAUUGGACGAGGAUCAGGGAUGGCUGUUGGUCGGAGGGAAAGACCACAUCUACCUGCUGAGACCCGACAGCUUGGAUCUGCCCACACACACGAUCCACUGGCCCGCUGCCAGAGAACACGUGGAGCACUGCAGGCUAGCGGGGAAAAGCCUGGAGACAGACUGUGCCAACUUCGUGCGGCUGUUGCAGCCGUUCAAUAAGACCCAUGUUUACGCCUGUGGUACCGGCGCCUUCCAUCCACAGUGCACAUACCUGCACGUAGGACACAACGCAGAGCAGCCGUUGUUCAUGUUGUCUCACACGGUGGAGUCGGGCAGAGGAAAAUGUCCCUUCAGUCCCAGGGAGCCCUUUACCGCUCGCCUGACUGACGGUGAACUUUAUGCAGGUAUGUCAGUAGAUUUCAUGGGAGCCAACGCAGCGAUCUUCCGUACGUCUGUCCAGGGCGACAGUCAGCACUACAUCCGCACCGAAGCGUACGAUCACAACUGGCUCAACGAGCCGGAGUUUGUGGGCUCCUUCUCCAUCCCCGACACUCGCAGUCCGGACGACGACAAGGUCUACUUCUUCUUCAAGGAGCAGGCGGUGGAGGCCGGACAGUGGGACAAGAGGGUGUACAGCCGCGUGGCUCGAGUCUGCAAGAAUGACGUCGGAGGGAAGAGGAGUCUGAUCAACCGUUGGACCACGUUCCUCAAAGCCCGGCUGGUCUGUUCUGUCCCCGGCCCGUCUGGAGUCGACACACAGUUCGAUGAGCUCGAGGACAUCUUUGUUCUGGAGACGAAGGACCCUCAAAACCCGACCAUCUACGGUGUCUUCAGUACAUCCAGCUCUAUCUUUCGUGGCUCAGCAGUGUGUGUGUACUCCAUGGCGUCUAUCCGCGCUGCUUUUAACGGGCCGUUUGCCCAUAAAGAGGGUCCAGACUAUCGCUGGGUGGAGUACAAGGGCCGCAUCCCCUACCCGAGACCAGGCACUUGUCCCAGCGAGACGUACGAUGCCCUCCACAAGUCCACCAAGGACUUCCCAGACGAGGUGGUGAGCUUCAUGCGGCAGCACCAGCUGAUGUGGGAGCCCGUCCUGCCGGUGGGCGGCAGACCCAUCCUGACCCGGGUAAACGCACCCUACAUGUUAAAGAGGGUCAUCGUGGACAGGGUGGACGCCGAGGACGGACCAUACGAUGUCUUACAUCUAGGCACAGAUGACGGGAAGGUGGUGAAGGCCGUUUCAGUCGUCAAAGACAGCUGGGACACGGAGGAGAUUAUUCUGGAGGAGCUGACGGUCUUCCAGAGUCCCACUCCCAUCCUGAGCAUGGAGCUGUCAACAAAGAGAAAGCAGCUGUACGUGUCCAGUGAGCUCGGCGUGGCCCAGCUGGGGCUCCAGAGGUGUGAGUUGUACGGGUCGGACUGCGCUGAGUGCUGCCUGGCCAGAGACCCCUACUGCUCCUGGGACGGUCAGACCUGCUCCAGAUACUUCCCAACCAGCAAGAGGCGGGCGCGGAGACAGGAUGUAAAGUAUGGAGACCCCUGGAGUCAGUGCCCAAUCACAGAGGACGAUUCAGAGUCUGUGGAGGUGAAGUCGGUGUACGGUGUGGAGGGAAACUCCACCUUCUUGGAGUGUGUUCCUCGGUCUCCGCAGGCUGAGCUCAGGUGGACGCUGCAGCACACGGAGAGCCAGCAGCAAGCGCUCAGUCAGACGCAGGAAAGCACAGAGCUCCGUCAGAGCGAUGACGACCGCAUCCUUCACAUGAAGCGGGGUUUGCUAGUUCAACGCCUGGAACUGGCUGACUCGGGCCUCUACACCUGCGCCAGCCACGAGCACUCCUACAGCCAGGUCCUGGCCCGAUACCGCCUUCACAUUAUCCCCAACCACAGCCUCCACCCGACCCGCUACCUGCAGAACCACAGCCCGAUCCACCCGGGCGCAGGCGGCCUCGGGAGGAUCAGCCCAGCUGCGGUCGCCGGGUUUCUCGGCCAGUCGGCGCCCCUUCAACCUCCGGUGCCAGGACACAGGAACUCGUGGCUUCCUCUGAAGAGCUACAAAGACCUGCACAUGGUGGGGACCAACAGUCUGAGUGUGGACGAGUACUGCGAGCAGCUGUGGUACCGCGAGAAACGCCGGCAGCAGAAGCUCCGCACCCUGAAGCUGAAACAGGACAGCAGGAAAGCCCGAGUGAGGCGGAACAACCCUCCGGAGAUUCCCCUCUAGUCGAACACAGAGACUGCUCACGGACAACAGAUCCUGUACAUGCAGAGGACACGGAAAGGUUUGCUUGUUGUUGGCCUUUUUUUUUUUUUGCAAAUAAAACUGCUAGCAAGACACCAACCAUAUUUACCAUUAAAGACUGUCAGUAAUAAAAAAGACAUUAGUAUAUCCUCACCCUGAAUAUUUUUUACGGAAUUUGGCGUAAAGAGCAUUACUUAUCUUGGAACUUAUUUUCUUCACUACGCUGAAGUAGAGUUUACAGAAUUACAGUUGAAACGCUAAAGUUGACUAAAAAGAGGAAUACACAAUCAUCUGUUGAUUGAUUUUGAUCUUAAUGCCUUAAUAAAAAAAAU
Sander lucioperca (pikeperch) is the source of this 2883-nucleotide messenger RNA. RefSeq names its product semaphorin-3D. The coding region runs from base 86 to 2533 and encodes 815 amino acids. Lineage: Eukaryota; Metazoa; Chordata; Actinopteri; Perciformes; Percidae. The transcript is spliced from 17 exons. Gene Ontology annotation, biological process: axon guidance; negative regulation of axon extension involved in axon guidance; negative chemotaxis. The record is from RefSeq and is a predicted model, not a curated record. Gene Ontology annotation, molecular function: chemorepellent activity; semaphorin receptor binding.